GUCUAUACUCGCUCCAUUCGGAGCUCAAAGGCUUCCAGAGGCGAGGGCUUGGUCUCGGCCUCUCAGCCUGGCCACGCCCCCCUUUCCCGUCGCACUUGGUUCAGUCCGCCAUUCGGGACAACGAGGACUCGAAGCCUCAAGAUGAAAACCAACAAGGUCUACAAGCUGGUCAUCCAUAAGAAAGGCUUUGGGAGCAGCGAUGAUGAGCUGAUGGUCAACCCCAAAGUCUUCCCUCAUAUUAAACUGGGAGAUAUUGUGGAAAUUGCUCAUCCCAAUGAUGAAUACAGCCCUCUCCUCCUUCAAGUCAAAUCACUCAAGGAAGAUUUACAGAAAGAAACCAUCAGCGUGGACCAGACAGUCGCUCAGGUUUUCCGCCUGCGGCCCUACCAAGACGUCCAUGUCAAUGUCAUUGAUCCAAAAGACGUGACCCUCGAUUUGGUGGAACUGACCUUCAAGGAUCAAUACAUCGGUCGCGGGGAUAUGUGGCGGCUGAAGAAGAGCUUGGUCGGCACCUGUGCGUACGUCACUCAGAAAGUGGAAUUGGCCGGAAUCCGGGCUCAAGCCGGAGAGCUUUGGGUGAAAAAUGAAAAAGUGACUUGCGGUUAUAUCAGUGAAGACACCCGGGUGGUUUUCCGCUCGACCUCCGCCAUGGUUUACAUCUUCAUCCAGAUGAGUUGCGAAAUGUGGGAUUUCGACAUAUAUGGUGACCUCUAUUUUGAGAAGGCCGUCAACGGUUUCCUGGCUGACCUUUUCACCAAAUGGAAGGAGAAGAACUGCAGCCACGAAGUGACCGUCGUCCUUUUUUCUAGAACCUUCUACGAAGCCAGGUCCAUAAGCGACUUUCCGGAGUCCCACCGCCCGGCCAUUCAGCAAGACCACCAAGGCCGGUCCUAUGAGGAUUUCUACAAGGUGGUGGUCCAGAACGAGCGGCGGGAGGAGUGGACCUCGUUGCUGGUGACCAUCAAGAAGCUCUUCAUCCAGUACCCCGUCCUGGUCCGACUGGAACAAGCCGAGGGCUUCCCCCCGGGACGGAAUUCGACCGCGGCCCAAGGGAACUACUUGGAGGCCAUCAACCUCUCCUUCAAUGUCUUUGACAAGCAUUAUAUCAACCGGAAUUUUGACCGGACGGGCCAGAUGUCGGUGGUCAUCACACCCGGCGUGGGCGUCUUCGAGGUGGACCGCCUCCUCAUGAUCCUCACCAAGCAGCGCAUGAUCGAUAACGGGAUCGGUGUUGAUUUGGUCUGCAUGGGGGAGCAGCCCCUCCACGCCGUUCCUCUCUUUAAGCUACACAAUCGUUCCAGUCCCGGGGAUUCCCGUUUGGGAGAUGACUACAACAUACCGCAUUGGAUAAACCACAGUUUCUAUACUUCUACAAGCCAGUUCCAAUGCAACAGCUUCACUCCGCGCAUCAAGCUGGCGGGCAGAAAGACACCGAGCGAGAGGGCAAAGAACAGCAAGGAUUCGUCGCUGGGAGCCCCGAAGGAGACGGAGAACGCCCUUCCGAUCCAGGUGGACUACGACGCCUACGACAGCCAGGUUUUCAGGCUCCCCGGACCCUCCCGGGCCCAGCGCAGCACCCCCUUCCGGUCGGUCCGGGAGCGGGAGAGCCGCCCACGGAAGAGCUCGAGCUCCUUCGACGUCUCGUCCAGCCCUUCUCGCGUGGGCGGGCGGGCGCUCCCUCUCCCCCCGGAGGAGGCGCGGAGCCAGGCCUCGGACGACAGCUCCCUCGGCCGCAUCUCCAACAUCCUCAUGAUCCCGCGCCCACACCUGCACACCACCUACGAAGUCAGCAGCUCCUUGGGGUACACCGGCCACCGGGACGCCCUGGAGAGCAUGUUGGAAUCGCAACAGCGCGACUCCAGCGCCCCCGGGAGGUUCCACGUGGGCAGCGCCGAGUCCAUGCUGCACCUGCGUUCGGCCGGAGGGUACGCCCCGCAGCGGGCCCUCAUCAACCCCUUUGCCCCCUCGCGGAUGCCCAUGAAGCUCACCUCCAACCGGCGGCGUUGGGUCCACACGUUCCCUGUGGGACCGUCGGGAGAAGCCAUCCAGAUCCACCACCAGAGCCGCCAGAACAUGGCGGAGAUGCAAGGGAGCGGGCAACGGGAUUGGACGCACUCUUCUGCCGAACUCCUGGAGCUGGCCUACCACGAAGCCACGGGGAGGCACGGGGCUUUCCGCCCUCCGGACGACACCGCUUCCUUCUCGAGUUUCGGCAGGACGGAAGAUUAUCCUCACCAGUUAACAGGGAGCCACGGAACCAAUGUCCGAAGCCAAGCCAAAGACUCUGCCGACGGAUCGGUCUCCAGUGCUACAGAUCCAAUCCUGCUGACCCUGUCUGCUCCCCCCAUAGUGCCAGGCUUCUGUUGCACCGUCGGGGUGGACUGGAAGUCCCUCACUACCCCGGCCUGCCUCCCCCUCACCACGGAUUACUUCCCCGACCGCCAGAGCCUCCAGAACGACUACACCGAGGGGUGCUACGACCUCCUCCCGGAAGCCGAUAUGGACAGGCGAGACGAGGAAGGGGUCCAGAUGACGGCCCAGCAGGUCUUUGAGGAGUUCAUCUGCCAGCGGCUGAUGCAGGGCUACCAGCUCAUCGUCCAAGGCAGGCCGCAGAAAGCGCCCGCCGCCAUCCAGCCCCCGCUGAGCAGUAGCCCCCUCUACGGCCGAGGCCUGGUGUCGCGGAACCGGCUGGAGGAAGAGGACCAGCACUGGCUGAGCAUGGGGAGGACUUUCCACAAGGUGACCCUCAAGGAUAAGAUCAUCACCGUCACCAGAUACCUGCCCAAGUACCCGUAUGAGUCUGCGCAGAUCAACUACACCUACAGCCUCUGCCCGUCCCAUUCGGACUCGGAGUUCUUCCUCUGUUGGGUGGAGUUCUCGCACGAGAGGCUGGAGGAGUACAAGUGGAACUACCUCGACCAGUACAUCUGCUCGGCGGGUUCGGAGGACUUCAGCCUGAUUGAGUCGCUGAAGUUCUGGCGCACGCGCUUCCUGCUGCUGCCGGCCUGCGUGGGGGCCACCAAGCGCAUCCUGGAGGGGGAAUCCCGCUGCGACAUCUAUGGGGAGAAGCCCCGCUCGGAGGAGGAGGAGUGGCAGCUGCGGGACGGCUUCCUCCGCUUCGUGGAGGGGCUCAACCGCAUCCGCAGGCGCCACCGCUCUGACCGCAUGCUCCGGAAGGGCUCGGCCAUGAAGGGCCUCCAGGCCUCGGCGCCCCCCGCCCCGGCCCCUCACCCGCCGGAACCACCCCCCAACCUGGUCAAGAAGGGCACCUCCGCCCUCUCGGCGCUCCUGGAGAUGGAGGCCACACACAAUAUGUUGAAUGAGCAACAAUUGGCCCCCAUUUCCACCAAAAGCUCCAGCGCCCAGCCCGCAGACGACAGCGCGGCCAUGAAUCCAAAUUACGUGGACAGCCCACGCAAAGUAUCGAUUGACCAAUCAGUGGUCAGUUUGGAGUCCGAACGAAGCGGCGGUCAGUCGCUGACGGGGUCCCAAAGCGUUGACCAGAUGCCUGGAUGGACAGAAAACGGCGCCCAGACCUCGACCGCCGGCCCCUUGACCUCGUCGUCCAGCUUGACGGAGAUCCUGGAGGCCAUGAAGCACCCGACGUCGGGCGUCCCGCUCCUCACCGAGCAGAAGGGCCUCUCCCCGUCCUGCUUCAUCAGCGCGGAGGCCGUCCAUUGGCUGGUCAGCACGGUGGAAGGGGUCCAGACCCAGGCCAUGGCCAUGGACAUCAUGCAGAAAAUGCUGGACGAGCAGCUGAUCGUGCACGCCUCGGGGGAGACCCUCCGCACCUUCGUCUACGGCUUCUACUUCUACAAGGCCCCGGAGGACAAGGAGCAGGAGCAUCGCGCGGGGCUGCCUCCGCCCCCCUCGCUGUGGCCCUCGGCCGCCCGGGACGACGCCUCGGCCUUCCAGCGCAAGUGGUUCGAGGUGGCCGUGGUGGCCGACGAGCAGCCCUGCCUGCGCUCCGAGGUCCCGGCCUUCCUCCUGCCCUGGCUGCCCAGCCGCCCCGCCUCCUACGCCAGCCGCCACAGCUCCUUCAGCCGCAGCUUCGGCGGGCGCAGCCAGGCCGCCGCCAUCCUCGCGGCCACGGUCCCGGAGCAGCGGACGGUGACCCUGGAGGUGGACGUGAACCACCGGACACAGCGCCUGGAGUGGUGCAGCUGCUAUUACCACGGCAACUUCUCCCUCGGCACCGCCUUCGAGGUCAAGCUCCACUGGAUGGCCGUCACGGCCGCCGUCCUCUUCGAGAUGGUCCAGGGCUGGCACCGCAAGGCCACUUCCUGCGGCUUCCUGCUGGUCCCGGUCCUCGAGGGGCCCUUUGCGCUGCCCAGCUUCCUGUACGGAGACCCCCUCCGGGCCCAGCUCUUCAUCCCGCUCCACGUCCACUGCCUCCACAAGGAAGGCUCCCAGGAGAACCUCUUUGACGGAUUUGAGCCAGAGACCUACUGGGACCGGAUGCAGCUUCUGCAGGAAGUGAUUGCCCACCGGUUUGGCUUCAUCCGGGACAAAUACUCGGCCUCCGCCUUCAACUUCCCCUCCGACAACAAGCCCCAGUACAUCCACGUCACAGGGACGGUCUUCCUGCAGCUGCCGUACUCCAAGCGCCGCUCUUCGGGGUCGCAGCCGCUUCCUCCUCCCGCCCCGGCGGCCAUGGCGGCCCCUUCCUCGUCCCAGCGGCGGAGGCGGGACUCGGCCCCCUCUCCUUCGCCCUCGGCGCCCAACGGGGAGGGGCAGGGGGUGGGCUUCCACUGGGCCCACAACUCCAUGCUGACCAAGACCUGGCGCUCCUCGGCCACGGGCGACGAGCGCUUCCCCGACCGGCUCCUCCGGGACUUCACCCACUUCUGCGCCAACGGGGACGGGCGCCUGGCCGCCUUCUGGGCCGCCUGCCUCGCACGCACACACGCCGCUGCUCCCUGAGGCCUCCCCCUUCGCUUCCUGGCCAAUCCCGAGGCAAGUCCCUCAGGUUUUGCCUCAGGGUGACACGGAAUAAGCCCUUUCCCCUCCCUUUCCGGCCCGUCCUGAGGUAAAUUCUGCAAUGUUUCCCUCAGAAUGCCAGAAAGUUAGAUGAAAUAAGCCCUUUCCUUUCCAUUUCUGGCCCGUCCUGAGGUAAAUUCUGCAAUGUUUACCUCAGAAUGCCAGAAAGUUAGAUGAAAUAAGCCCUUUCCCUUCUAUUUCCGGCCCGUCCUGAGGUGAAUUCUGCAAUGUUUCCCUCAGAAUGCCAGAAAGUUAGAUGAAAUAAGCCCUUUCCCUUCCAUUUCUGGCCCGUCCUGAGGUGAUUUCUGCAAUGUUUCCCUCAGAAUGCCAGAAAGUUAGAUGAAAUAAGCCCUUUCCUUUCCAUUUCUGGCCCGUCCUGAGGUGAAUUCUUCAAUGUUUCCCUCAGAAUGCCAGAAAAUUGGAUGAAAUAAGCCCUUUCCCUUCCAUUUCUGGCCUGUCCUGAGGUAAAUUCUGCAAUGUUUCCCUCAGAAUGCCAGAAAAUUAGAUGAAAUAAGCCCUUUCCCUUCCAUUUCCAGCCCAUCCUGAGGUAAAUUCUGCAAUGUUUCCCUCAGAAUGCCAGAAAGUUAGAUGAAAUAAGCCCUUUCCCUUCCAUUUCUGGCCCGUCCUGAGGUGAUUUCUUCAAUGUUUCCCUCAGAAUGCCAGAAAGUUAGAUGAAAUAAGCCCUUUCCCUUCCAUUUCCAGACCGUCCUCACGUGAAUUCUGCAAUGUUUCCCUCAGAAUGCCAGAAAAUUAGAUGAAAUAAGCCCUUUCCCUUCCAUUUCUGGCCCGUCCUGACGUGAAUUCUGCAAUGUUUCCCUCAGAAUGCCAGAAAGUUAGAUGAAAUAAGCCCUUUCCCUUCCAUUUCCAGACCGUCCUCACGUGAAUUCUGCAAUGUUUCCCUCAGAAUGCCAGAAAAUUAGAUGAAAUAAGCCCUUUCCCUUCCAUUUCUGGCCCGUCCUGACGUGCAUUCUGCAAUGUUUCCCUCAGAAUGCCAGAAAGUUAGAUGAAAUAAGCCCUUUCCCUUCCAUUUCCAGACCGUCCUCACGUGAAUUCUGCAAUGUUUCCCUCAGAAUGCCAGAAAAUUAGAUGAAAUAAGCCCUUUCCCUUCCAUUUCUGGCCCGUCCUGAGGUGAAUUCUGCAAUGUUUCCCUCAGAAUGCCAGAAAAUUAGAUGAAAUAAGCCCUUUCCCUUCCAUUUCUGGCCCGUCCUGAGGUAAAUUCUGCAAUGUUUCCCUCAGAAUGCCAGAAAGUUAGAUGAAAUAAGCCCUUUCCCUUCCAUUUCUGGCCCGUCCUGAGGUAAAUUCUGCUAUGUUUCCCUCAGAAUGCCAGAAAAUUAGAUGAAAUAAGCCCUUUCCCUUCCAUUUCUGGCCCGUCCUGAGGUAAAUUCUGCAAUGUUUCCCUCAGAAUGCCAGAAAGUUAGAUGAAAUAAGCCCUUUCCCUUCCAUUUCUGGCCCGUCCUGAGGUAUAUUCUGCAAUGUUUCCCUCAGAAUGCCAGAAAAUUAGAUGAAAUAAGCCCUUUCCCUUCCAUUUCCAGCCCGUCCUGAUGUGAAUUCUGCAAUGUUUCCCUCAGAAUGCCAGAAAAUUAGAUGAAAUAAGCCCUUUCCC
This is a messenger RNA of Anolis carolinensis (green anole), 6583 nucleotides long. RefSeq names its product GATOR1 complex protein DEPDC5-like. Bases 142 to 4923 code for a protein of 1593 amino acids. Gene Ontology annotation, biological process: positive regulation of autophagy; negative regulation of TORC1 signaling; cellular response to amino acid starvation. Gene Ontology annotation, cellular component: GATOR1 complex; lysosomal membrane. The transcript is spliced from 40 exons. Gene Ontology annotation, molecular function: GTPase activator activity. The record is from RefSeq and is a predicted model, not a curated record. NCBI's taxonomy places the organism in Eukaryota, Metazoa, Chordata, Lepidosauria, Squamata, Anolidae.